CUUCCUCCGCGGCCGCCCCGUCCCGCGGGGGCCACUCAGGAGCCAGCAGCCGGGCUGCUCUUAAAGGAGAAACGGCGACGGGCGCGGAAGGUGGGCCCCGUCCUCACACCGCGGUCCCGCCCGCGCUCGGCGGCGGCGCAGGCGCCGUGGAAGCUGGGCCCCGGCCCAUGGCCGCCUCCCCGGCGGAGGCCGACGCCUCCCGCAGGCGGCGGGAGAAGCGGCGGCAGCUGGACGCGCGCCGCAGCAAGUGUCGCAUCCGCCUGGGCGGCCACAUGGAGCAGUGGUGCCUCCUCAAGGAGCAGCUGGGCUUCUCCCUGCACUCGCAGCUCGCCAAGUUCCUGCUGGACCGGUACACCUCUCCGGGCUGUGUGCUCUGUGCAGGUGCUAAGCCUUUGCCCCCCCAGGGACUGCAGUGUCUGGUGCUCCUCUCUCAUGCCCACAGCCAGGAGUGCAGCCUGCUGCCCGGGCUGCGGGGGCCCGAGGGCCGCGAUGGUGGGCUUGUGUGGGAGUGCUCCGCGGGCCACACCUUCUCCUGGGGCCCCUCCUCAGGCCCCACGCCUCCAGCGGAGCCCACGCCAGCCCUCCCUCCGAGUGCUUCCCAGAGGAGCUGGCGCCCAGAGGCCAGGGGUGGGCAGGAGCCCGCAGGUUUGGAUUCUGAACAUGAGGAGAGGCCUCAGGAGGCGAGGCUGCCCAGGGAAAUGGGACCCUCGCCCGAGUCCUUCCCGCCUCCAGGAGACGGCGAGGGGGAGGAUGAAGAUGAGAGCGAAGAGGAGGGGCUCAGUGACGCCAGCCCCUGGACCUACAGCUCCUCCUCAGACAAUUGUGAGCCAGAUGCCCCCGGACCACACCCUUCCCCUGCCACCCAGGCCCUUACGGAGGGAGAGGCCCCUCCGGCCCCCGCGGCUGCCCCCGCGGCUGCCCCCGCCCCGCCCGCUGCGCCGCCCUCCGCGGCACCCUCCCUGGGUUCCGGAGCCCCUCUGCCUGAGGAAGGUGAGGGGGAGCCGGCGCGCGAUCGCACCCCUCACGGGGCCCAGCACACCGAGCCCCCGGCCAGCCCUGGGAGUCAGGUCCAGUCUGCUCCGGCGGGAGCCUGGGAUGAGGACAGUGCACAGAUUGGCCCCAAGAGAAUCAGGAAAGCUGCCAAAAAGGAGCUGCUGCCCUGUGACUACCCUGGCUGCGGGAGGAUCUUCUCCAACCGGCAGUAUUUGAACCACCACAAGAAGUACCAGCACAUCCACCAGAAGUCCUUCUCCUGCCCGGAGCCCGCCUGCGGGAAGUCCUUCAACUUCAAGAAGCACCUGAAGGAGCACGUGAAGCUGCACAGUGACACCCGGGACUACAUCUGUGAAUUCUGCGCCCGGUCUUUCCGCACCAGCAGCAACCUGGUCAUCCACCGGCGCAUCCACACUGGAGAGAAGCCGCUGCAGUGUGAGAUCUGCGGGUUCACCUGCCGCCAGAAGGCCUCCCUGAACUGGCACCGGCGCAAGCACGCCGAGACCGCGGCCACCCUGCGCUUCCCCUGCCAGCUCUGCGGCAAGUGCUUCGAGAAGCCGGACAGCGUGGCCGCUCACUGCAGCAAGAGCCACCCAGCGCCGCUCCCAGCCCCGCCAGCGCCGCUCCCAGCCCCGCCAGAGCCGCCCAGCCCGAGGAGCCCCGCCCCAGGGUCCCCCCCUGCGCCCUCGGGUUCCUCAGGCUCCGACCCUGCUUCCUAA
Pipistrellus kuhlii (Kuhl's pipistrelle) is the source of this 1712-nucleotide messenger RNA. RefSeq names its product zinc finger protein 692 (gene ZNF692). Gene Ontology annotation, molecular function: chromatin insulator sequence binding. Gene Ontology annotation, cellular component: kinetochore; chromosome. The record is from RefSeq and is a predicted model, not a curated record. The transcript has 12 exons. Lineage: Eukaryota; Metazoa; Chordata; Mammalia; Chiroptera; Vespertilionidae. Gene Ontology annotation, biological process: regulation of transcription by RNA polymerase II. The coding region runs from base 168 to 1712 and encodes 514 amino acids.